Molecule: messenger RNA, 1620 nt
Organism: Tyto alba (common barn owl)
Lineage: Eukaryota; Metazoa; Chordata; Aves; Strigiformes; Tytonidae
Product: olfactory receptor 49-like
Biological process (GO): G protein-coupled receptor signaling pathway
Cellular component (GO): membrane
Molecular function (GO): G protein-coupled receptor activity; olfactory receptor activity
Source: RefSeq, a predicted model, not a curated record
GCCCUGUAUUCUUUGCUCCACUGACUUUGUCCCCAGUAAAACUUUUUUAUAUACGUGGGCUUGUUUCUCACAACUGGGGGCUCGUCCGGGAGGACAGAAGCCUCGCCGCCGUGGAGCCAGAGGGCCCUGAAUGGAAGGCGCGCCCCGCUGAGUUCAGGGGUCUCUUCGGUUCCCUCCGGCGCCAUCGGAGGUCGACGGUGACGAUCCCGGCGGGGGACUCGUGGGCCAAAGAGGGGGUAGGGCUCCCUGGAGACCGCGGCAGACGUUACACCUUGUGCACAAGACCCGGGCAACGAAAAGGGGACUUCUCAGCAGGAUGAACUGAAAUUCCACAUGGGACCAGAAAAUGAAACUGCGGUUACUGAGUUCAUCCUAGAGGGUUUCUCGGGGCUUGAUCGACGACUACAGCUAUUUCUCUCUCUGGUCCUUCUGCUCAUCUACCUGACAACAGUGAUGGGGAACGCAACCAUCAUUUUCCUCGUGUGUGUGGAUCACCGCCUGCAAACCCCCAUGGACUUUUUCAUCAGCAAUCUGUCCCUCCUGGAAAUCUGGUUUACAUCCUCCACAAGCAUCAAAUUGUUUCUGAUCCUGGGUUCUGGUAGGAGAACCAUCUCUCUAAGCGGCUGCUUUGCCCAAUCCUAUUUCUAUUUUGCCCUGGGCUGUACAGAAUUUGUUCUACUUGUUGUUACGUCCUUUGACCGCUAUGUUGCUAUCUGCCAGCCUUUGCGUUAUGCUGCCAUCAUGAAGCCUCAGCCCUGCAUCCAGCUGGUUGUUGCUGCUUGGGUCAUAGGCAUCACGCUCCUGAGUUACCGUCUGGUCUUCAUCUACCAGCUGAAUUUCUGUGGCUCAAAUAAGAUCUACCAUUUUUUUUGUGACAGUUCUCCCUUAUUCAGACUGUCCUGUUCUGACACCAGCCUGCUUUGGAAAAUAGACUCUGGUUUAGUAUCAUUUGUCAUACUGACUUCCUUAUGCUUAACUCUGGCAUUUUACACAGGCAUUCUCCUCUGUAUUCUACACCUUCCAGCAACAUUGGGGAGGAAAAAAGCUUUUACUACGUGUUCUUCCCAUCUCACCUCCUUGGCUAUUGCAUAUGGGAGCAGCAUUGCUCUCUACAUGCAUCAUUCAGAAGAUGCUUCCUUGGAGACAAACAGAAUUGUAGCUUUGCUGAACACUGUCCUGUACCCAUUCUUAAACCCCUUCAUCUACAGUCUGAGAAACAAGGCUGUGAUAGCGGCCCUGAGUGAAGCCAUUGGCCGGGCAACACUGCAGAUUUUCCCCUAAUCAUGAUGCAUUUCUGGACAGCAAUUCCAAUGAUCUGCUAUCAUAUGUUAAGUAAUACCAGUGCAGAUGUAUGCCACCUCCAAAGACAGAUGCCUCAGGAGAUUUCUGUUCUUCUUGGGUUGUGUGAGGUUAAGUGAUAAGAAGCUUGUCUGCACAUACCAAGGAAACACUAACCAUGGCAGGAGGAGUAACUCAGUGAAUACCCUGCCCCAGCUGCUCUCAGGCCCAUCACAGCACAGCCAGCAGCUCAUCAGGAACCCAUCUCCACAAACCAAGAAGAGCACAGAGGCACAGUGGCAGGUGGGAAACCAACUUACAAGCUCCUGAGCAAUUAACAUC